AAAGCGGGGGUCUGUUGUGGUGGUCGAGCCUUUUUCUCUCUCAUGACUACUCCUCUUCAGGACACACGUAGCUAGUUUCAACAGAAAGCAAAGUCAAGGCAGCUUACAGCGAAACUUUUUUAUUAACUCGUUUGAUUUUAAUCUUUUUAUUUUAAAAGACUCGGCGCGUUUUUAAAUGCAACGCUGCUUGAUAUAUGAGAAGACGAUGGCAGCCGAGACGAGGAACGGCGGGAGUUCGCUGAACAACAACAACAACUGCAAAGACCACCGCAGGAGGAAGCUGCUGGUCGGCGUGGACCUCUUCUGCCUGUUCCUAGCCGGCCUGCCUUUCUUGGUCAUUGAGACCAGCGCUGUUCAGCCUUACCGUAGAGGCUUUUACUGCGACGAUGAGUCCAUCAAGUACCCGGCCAAAAAGGGAGACACCAUUAGCGACGGUGUGCUUAGCGCUGCUGGCAUUCUUAUCACCAUCCUCUCUAUCAUCAUUGGAGAAAGCUACAGGAUCUACUUUCUGAACGAGGGAUCGAAGUCUUUUGUAGGGAACCCCUACAUCUCUGCUCUCUACAAGCAGGUCGGCGUGUUCAUCUUCGGCUGUGCCAUCAGUCAGUCCUUCACUGACAUUGCCAAAGUGUCAGUGGGCCGCAUGCGCCCACACUUCCUUGAUGUGUGCAAACCAGACUUCUCCACUAUCAACUGCUCCCUGGGCUAUAUCACUGACUAUCAGUGUCAGGGGCCAGAGAGCAAAGUUCAAGAGGCCAGGAAGUCCUUCUUCUCGGGCCAUGCGUCGUUCUCGAUGUACACCAUGCUUUAUCUGGUGUUUUACCUGCAGUCUCGCUUCACUUGGCAUGGAGCCCGCCUGCUGCGACCUCUGACCCAGUUCACUCUCAUCAUGAUGUCUUUCUACACCGGCUUGUCCCGUGUCUCUGAUCACAAGCACCACCCCACUGAUGUCCUUGUAGGUUUUAUACAAGGAGCCGUCGUGGCCUACUGCAUAGUUUUCUGUGUAUCAGACUUGUUCAAACCCAAAGGCAGGCGUUCAACCCUGCUGCCAACCCCAGUGAAGAAAGAUCUUGUUCCUCCUGCAGACAUCAGAGAGCGAAGCAACCAUCUCAUCAUGGCAUAGAGAAGACUGCAAACUGACUGUAUAUAACCCUGACCUGUGCCAUUCAAAUCACUACUAUAGCCACUGGGCAAUACCGGAUCAGGUAAACCCCGACAAUCUGGUCAAUGCAGGCAGAUAUGGAAUCUUGAACAUGUCAAAGGAACGCGAGUAGGCUACGGAAAAACAGUCCAGCCAGUCGUGCCUUUCUCAAUGGAAAAGAUCCUCUUUUUCCUCAGGCUCACCAGACAUUUUAAUGUGGAAAAUGGAGAGAACCAGGGAUUUCCGUCCCUCUUCUCCUGUUGUGAGAGAGAUCUGCCUUGUAGAUACUCUGAAAAGGCCUUUCCAUGGACCGACGCCUGACAUGAAACAAAACUGAGAAAUGGCAGCAGCCCUGAGCCUCUCCCCUCGGCUGCAUUCAGAAUGGGAGCUACAGUCAUAUUCCUGCCACUCACUCACUGUGUAACUAAUGCAAACAAGUCAUGCAACGAAAACAACAAAUUCCUUGAUUUGAGGAAGGAUUCUGUUUUAGUUUGGUUUUAAUACAAACACAAGCAUCGUACAUGUGUGCGAUUUAUAGCACUAUUUUAGCUCAACUUAGUACUGUUUGUCACCACUUGAAUGAUCCUGAAGUGAAGCUUUUGGAAAGCUUUGUAAGCUUUUGUAAUGUCCAUAAUGUAGGGCACAUGAGUUAUUGUAGGUGGAAAGUACAGUGAAGGUUUAAAUGCUGGACGUGGGCCUCUUUCUGCUGGCUAGGACGAGCCCCCACUGAGCCAUUUAAUGAAAUGACUGUGUUAUAUGAACCAGACGGCUGCUCGCAAGUGUAAGGUCAGAGCGUGCGAGCGCCUGAGUGUUGGGUGUGUCACGUGUGUGUUCGUCUCUGUGUGCGUUUUGCCCUUCUGUGUGUGUGUG
Limanda limanda (common dab) is the source of this 2008-nucleotide messenger RNA. RefSeq names its product phospholipid phosphatase 3-like. Gene Ontology annotation, molecular function: phosphatidate phosphatase activity. Bases 176 to 1120 code for a protein of 314 amino acids. The record is from RefSeq and is a predicted model, not a curated record. NCBI's taxonomy places the organism in Eukaryota, Metazoa, Chordata, Actinopteri, Pleuronectiformes, Pleuronectidae. The transcript is spliced from 6 exons. Gene Ontology annotation, biological process: canonical Wnt signaling pathway; phospholipid dephosphorylation; phospholipid metabolic process.